AUGGCAAUACUUGUUUAUGUUGAUGAUGUGUUGCUAGCAAGUGAUGAUUUGGAACAGAUUCAGCUGUUAAAGAAAUUCUUACAUGAUCAGUUUACAAUUAAAGAUUUGGGACCAUUGAAAUACUUUCUUGGUCUAGAAAUAGCAAGGUCUAAAGCUGGAAUUUCACUCUGCCAACGAAAAUAUAUCUUGGACAUAUUACAAGACACGGGUAACAUUGGAUCAAAACCUGCUGCGUUUCCAAUGGAAUCAAAUCUAAAGCUAACUGCUAAUGAUCCAGAGCUUUAUGAAGAUCCAUCGGAGUAUAGGAGACUGGUUGGUAGAUUGUUGUACUUGACAAUUACCAGACCAGAUCUUGCCUAUUCAGUCCAAGUGUUAAGCCAAUUUCUAGCAAAACCUGCUGUCAGCCAUCACCAAGCAGCAAUGAGGGUACUAAGGUAUCUGAAAGCUACACCAGGGCAGGGUUUGUUUUUCUCAUCAUCAGCAGAACUUCAACUGAAAGCUUUCUCAGAUGGUGAUUGGGCAGGCUGCAUCGAUACCAGGAGAAGCAUAACAGGUUUUGCAAUAUUUUUGGGUAACUCCCUAAUCUCGUGGAAGUCUAAAAAACAAGCUACAAUUAGUCGAUCCUCUACUGAAGCAGAGUAUCGAGCUCUUGCAGCUACAACAUGUGAGGUGCAAUGGUUAGUCUAUGCAUUGCAGGACUUGCAGAUUGAUCAUCAACAGCCCACAGCUUUAUACACAGACAGCAAAUCAGCAAUGUCUAUUGCAACCAACCCAGUUCAACAUGAAAGAACUAAGCAUAUUCAAAUUGACUGUCACUUGGUUCGAGAGAAAUUGCAAGAAAAGCUUAUCAAGCUAUUUUACAUUCCCUCUCGAUUACAAUUGGCAGAUAUACUCACCAAGCCACUGGGUUCACUGCCUUUUCAUCAUACUCUCCGCAAGAUGAACAUUCUCAAUAUUCAUGUUCAUCUCGAGGGGGGGUGUUGGAGUAUAGCAUCGCAUAUAGAGAAUAUGGAAUUAAAGUCCAAAGAAGAAAAGAUCAAGGCUAAAAUAGACAAUACACAUUAG
This is a messenger RNA of Juglans regia (Persian walnut), 1065 nucleotides long. RefSeq lists its product as uncharacterized. Lineage: Eukaryota; Viridiplantae; Streptophyta; Magnoliopsida; Fagales; Juglandaceae. The record is from RefSeq and is a predicted model, not a curated record. The coding region runs from base 1 to 1065 and encodes 354 amino acids. The transcript has a single exon.